GGAUCUUCGCGCGAUCAACAGCGUCAGUGAGCUGCCGAUGCACAAGCCAUGGACCAUUCCGCUGAAUUGGAACGGAAUUCCUGUGAACAUGGAGGUCGACACCGGUUCCCCAGUAUCAGUCAUUUCGACGAAGCUAUCGUGCUACCUGGGAUCCCUACCAGUUAAAGGAGUUCUCCACAUGACAGUGGAACACGAAGGACAGUGUGCAAAGGCGUCAGUCUACGUCUUGGACUGCAAUGGACCGAGUCUGUGCGGCCGCGACGUAAUUGGAGCGCUACAUCUACUCCAGAAGAUCAACUUCGCCGAGGCGGAAGACCGGGUCUCCGAACUCAAGACGAAGUUUGGCGAGUUGUUCAAGCCUGGAAUAGGCCAAAUGGAGGGACCACCAGUGCACCUGCACCUUCGCCAAGACGCAAGACCGAGAUUCUUCAAGGCAAGAUCUCUUCCCUAUGCGCUGCGAGACAAGGUUUCAGCUGCGCUCGACCGUCUUUGCCAAGAAGGAAUCCUGUCGCCGGUGACACAUUCUGAAUGGGCGACUCCCAUCGUGCCGGUGAUGAAAAAAGACGGUUCCGUGAGAAUCUGUGGGGACUUUAAGGUCACACUAAACCCUGCCUGUGACAUUGAACAGUACCCUCUCCCAAGAAUCGAGGACUUGUUCGCAUCACUGAAUGGCGGAGAAUGCUUCUCGAAAUUGGACCUGAAGGAUGCGUACCAACAGGUUCCCCUCGACGAGUCGUCAAAGAAGGUGGCAGUGAUAAACACGCAUCGUGGACUCUACUGCUACAACAGACUGCCCUAUGGAAUCGCCUCGGCCCCGGCGAUAUUUCAGCGCAGGAUGGAAGCACUCCUACGCGACCUUCCGGGGACGCAGGUGUUCCUCGAUGACAUUCUGGUGGCAGAACGCGAGGAAGAAUUCGGGCGAAACUUGGAGAAAGUACUCCAAAAACUGCACAGCAGCGGUGUUCGUCUUCGAGAAGACAAGUGCGAAUUCCGGAGGCAAGAGGUAACCUACCUUGGACACCGAAUUGACCGUGAUGGGCUACAUCCUGAAGAACAGAAGCUAAAGGCUAUCAAAGAAGCGCCAACACCAAGAAAUGUGCAAGAGCUAAGGUCGUUCCUUGGAUUCUUCACGUAUUAUAGGAGCUUCAUUCCCCGCAUGUCAACCAUGCUCAACCCCUUGUACGACCUACUCAAACUGAAUGCGAAGUGGCAGUGGGACACGGCCCAAGAAACAGCGUUUCAGGAAGCAAAGAACGCAAUUCAGAACUGCGGAUUUUUGGCUCAUUUCGACCCAUCGAAAGAAGUACUGCUGGAGUGCGAUGCAUCGCCGUAUGGAGUGGCAGCGGUGCUUUCUCACCUGAUCGAUGGCGUCGCGAGGCCGAUUGCGUUCCGCUCCAGGACCUUAUCGCCCGCUGAAAAGAACUACUCGCAUCUCGAAAAAGAAGCUCUUGCCUUGAUCUUUGGUGUCACCAAAUUCAGAGAUUAUCUCCUGGGGAGACAAUUCACACUGGUGACAGACCACAAACCCCUUGUUGGACUCUUCAGGGAAGACAAAGCUAUCCCAGCAACAGCGGCUAGCAGGAUCCAGAGGUGGGCUCUGACACUUGGUGGAUACAUGUACAACAUACGCCACAGGGCUGGGAAGUGCAACGGUAACGCCGACAUGCUAAGCCGGCUUCCACUGAAUGAUGGAAGUCAAUCACCGACAAGCCCAGAGCAAGUGGCCUUCGUAAAGCAACUGGAAACAGGACCACUUUCGGUGAAACAACUCGCGGAUUUGACAGCUGCGGACCCGGAGUUGAGUAAACUUCGAACGACUAUCCUGGAAGGAUGGCCAAAUCAGCCACAAGAUCCCACUCUCGAACCCUUCUGGACCCGUAGAGCGGAGAUGUCGGUGGAGGAAGGACUUGUGGUGUGGGGGAGAAGAGUAGUAAUUCCACGAAAGGCAAGGCGAGCGGUGCUGCUGGAGCUACACGACGCCCACUCUGGCAUGGCUGCGAUGAAGUCCCUGGCCAGAUCGCUCUGUUGGUGGCCAAACAUGGAUCGCGACAUCGAGAACAUGGCCCGCGACUGUCAUCAGUGCCAGCAAGCGCAACCUAUGCCGCCCUCAAGGGAGCCACUGUCGUGGCCAGCAGCGACCAUACCCUGGUCAAGAAUCCAUAUCGACUAUGCGGGGCCAGUCGACGGACAAAUGCUGCUAAUUGUAGUAGACAGCUACUCUAAGUGGAUUGAGGCUGUUCCGGUGAAGAGUGCUACUUCAGAAAAGACCGUAGAAGUAAUGCGAGGACUAUUUGCUCGUUUUGGAGUACCAUACUGUAUCGUUUCGGACAAUGGCACUCCCUUCACCGGACAGCCCUUUAAAGAUUUUACAUCCCAGAACGGCGUGCGUCACGUUCGAACAGCACCAUAUCACCCACAGUCGAAUGGACUCGCCGAACGGGCUGUGCGAACGGUGAAGUCGGCGCUGAAAAAGAUUUCCGGCAAAGACUUACAGACAAAGCUGGACCGCUGGUCGCUUUCAUACCGGCGAACACCCAACAGCACGUCAGGAAAAUCUCCGGCAGAACUCUUGGUAGGACGUCAGAUACGUUCGAGAUUGGACCUCAUUAACCCCGCGCGGCUGGAGAAAAAGGAAGAACAACAACCUCAGAUCACCGCUGACAAACGACUUCAACCAGGAAGAACCGUGUUUAUCCGCAACUACGGAUCGGGUUCCCGUUGGAUUCCGGGAGUCGUAAAGGAGACGAAGGGAGCGCGCAUGGCAAUCGUUACUACACCAGACGGCGAUGUUGUUCGACACGCCGACCAGAUCAGGCUGAAGAUUCCGGAAAUGGAAACACCAACUUCUGAGGACGACACAUGGAUGGACGACGUCGGCAUUCCCGAGGCGCCAAACAUGCCAGCGCCAAGAAGGUCAACUCGUCCGAGACGGAAACCUUCGCGCUUUCAAGCCGCCUAGUGUAAACCAAGGGUGGAGGAGUGCUACGUACGCGGACCGUACGAGCCAUCGGUACGAGCCAUGUUCCCCGACCGACGGAGAGCAACCCGACACCCCCGAUUUCGCAAGCGGGGCCCCGGCGGAGUUUCCCUCUCCCGUCUCUCUCCUGGCUGAAACAUAAGCAGCAGCGGAUCACCGACGCUCUUCGGCACGAAGAAGAUGCUCUGUGCUGGUUUUGACUUGACGCCUUUCUUUCGCUAUAAUAAACACAGUUAACCGCACCUUGACUCAGCCACCGUCACUCGUAAAGUAGUC
This is a messenger RNA of Ixodes scapularis (black-legged tick), 3253 nucleotides long. RefSeq lists its product as uncharacterized. Gene Ontology annotation, molecular function: nucleic acid binding. Lineage: Eukaryota; Metazoa; Arthropoda; Arachnida; Ixodida; Ixodidae. The transcript is spliced from 2 exons. Gene Ontology annotation, biological process: DNA integration. Bases 38 to 2959 code for a protein of 973 amino acids. The record is from RefSeq and is a predicted model, not a curated record.